Messenger RNA from Fusarium musae, 882 nucleotides. RefSeq lists its product as uncharacterized. Gene Ontology annotation, biological process: regulation of DNA-templated transcription. The transcript has 2 exons. Gene Ontology annotation, cellular component: nucleus. The record is from RefSeq and is a predicted model, not a curated record. NCBI's taxonomy places the organism in Eukaryota, Fungi, Ascomycota, Sordariomycetes, Hypocreales, Nectriaceae. Gene Ontology annotation, molecular function: RNA polymerase II cis-regulatory region sequence-specific DNA binding; DNA-binding transcription factor activity, RNA polymerase II-specific. The coding region runs from base 1 to 882 and encodes 293 amino acids.
AUGUCUGGAAGACGCGGCAUGCACCCCCAUGCUACAGAUCAGCCACCCGUGAAGAAGCAGAGCAAGUGGUCACCAGAGGAAGAUGCCCUUAUCAUCGAGCUUCGAGGGCGUAACAUGAAGUGGGAGGAUAUCUCAAAGCGCCUGCCUGGUCGGAGUGCCAUCAGCUGCCGCCUACACUACCAGAACUACCUCGAAAGACGAAGUGAAUGGGAUGAGGAGCGCAAGAAUAAACUUGCCAGACUUUACGAGAGGUUCAAACCAGAAAUGUGGGCAAAAGUUGCAGAAGAGAUGGCGGUGCCCUGGCGAGCAGCAGAGGCCAUGCAUUGGCAGCUUGGUGAGGCAGAUAUGGCUAGACGUGCAGGCGUUAUCCCUUUCUCUCUAGCUGCAGUCAAUGUCGAGGGAAACAACAGUCACAGGAGCUCCCCCUCACGCAGCCACAUCCACUCGCAGCCCCAAGUCAGCAUGCCUCGCGAUCUUGGAGUACCGUCGCCUCGAAUUGUGUACAACAGACCUCCACCAAUGACUGCUAGUAGCCGAACUAUGGUUCCCCGCCGAGAAUCGAUUCCUCCGCCGCCUCCUUUGUCCAUGGUUCCAGAUCCUGCUGAAGCUCAGUAUGUGCCAGGGCCAGGUUUGGCACCGAUCCAGAACCAGCCACCACCUCGAACAGCUGGUAUGCUUCCUGGGGUCGCUGAACUUACUGGAGGAGUCAGCCCCUAUAGUGCACCUGCUGCAGUGCCUAAUAUGGGACAUAUAACCGGGGUAGGUCAGGGCCCUCUGUAUUCAACACUCGCCAGUUACUCGAUGGAAUCGGCCGGGACCAAACGAAGAGCUUCUCCAGAUGAAUAUCCGCACGAGGCGAACCAGCGGCGCCGAAUCACAUAG